AUGUGGGGAGUUUCAGGCCAUAUGGACAUGGUGGAACAGGUUCUCCAGGAGUGUUUGCAGUCUUCCGAAGACCGAAUCCACUAUUUGAAGCCCUCGUCUUUCGGGUCCUUCAAGACAUACGACGGCAUCAAGGUGAACGGAGACCGAGUCAUUAAAGACAUAUUUGACGCAAUUGAGAAUUUGAAGAGCGACGAGGACGUGGAGGUCAGGAAGAUCAGCGUGGUGGGAUACAGUUUAGGGGGGCUGAUUGCGAGGUACUGUAUUGGAGAAUUGUAUGAGAUUGGCUUUUUCGACAGCAUUGAGCCCGUGGUGUUCAGCACGUUCGCAUCUCCACACCUUGGAGUGAAGUUUUUCAGAGUCUCUCGGAUUCUGGACAGGGCGAUGAAUUUCCUUGGUAGCAGACUCGUGGGACAGUCAGGAAGAGACUUGUUCAUUCACAAGUCCGAUCUGCUUCCGGAGCUAGCAGACAAGGAAAGCAAGUACUUCAAAGGGCUGUCUCUGUUCAGAGUAAGGAUACUUCUUGCCAAUGUGCGCAACGACAGACUCGUCAGCUUUGCUACCUCGUACAUCUCCAACUACAAUCCGUUCGAAUUCUGGGAGAACCUGGAAAUCAAGUACGUGGAUGGGUUGCCGUCAGUAAAGGUGCUAGGCAAAGAGUAUCCGGUUCGAAUCGUGGACCUGAAGGCCACAAUGUACCAUCCAGAGCUGAAAAAUAAGGAAGAAAUCGACCAUCUUCAACGGACCCGCAAUAUUGCCAUUGGAGUGUUUCUGAUGCUUCUUCCGCUGGUCUUGCCGGUGAUUUUUGUGGCGAGUGUAUUUGGAACAAUCAAAAGCGCAAUAAGGAUGUCGCUUCUGCCGGUGUUCGACCACGGAGGUGCCUGGAAAACCCUGCAGAAACGACUGGAGGGCAACAAGGCUCGGCAUCAUACCCAAAGAAGAGAACACGAGGAUCCGUUGGCCGAAGCAACACAGGAGAUUGUCGAAAACACACUCCAGGAGCUGUCUGCCGAUCAGGGCGAUAAGGGCGAGUCUUCGACAGACUCGGGGGCAGGGUCCGAAACGCUCAAUGAUACAAACCCUAUUCUGGUCGAGUUUGACGCCGAAGAGGCUGCUGAAUCUCUCAAAUUCCUCAUAAAUGAGAUGGAUGUUGGUCCACUGGCAGAGCUUCCGUUGACAGAUAAGCUCGAACCGUUACCAUACGAUGAUAAGCGCAAGUUGAUGUGUGCAAGCCUGAACGAGCUCGACUGGAUCAAAAUACCCGUCUACGUGAGAUCUCUCAACGCCCACGAGGGCAUUGUUGCACGGCGUGGGCUCAAGAGGACAGCAGCUGGCGCUCCAGCCCUGUAUCUCUGGGGGACGCUCUUCAAGCAAAAUUCAGAGUGA
Molecule: messenger RNA, 1383 nt
Organism: Ogataea angusta
Lineage: Eukaryota; Fungi; Ascomycota; Pichiomycetes; Pichiales; Pichiaceae
Exons: 1
Coding region: 1-1383 (460 amino acids)
Biological process (GO): proteolysis
Molecular function (GO): monoacylglycerol lipase activity; serine-type endopeptidase activity
Source: RefSeq, a predicted model, not a curated record